Sabethes cyaneus is the source of this 1155-nucleotide messenger RNA. RefSeq lists its product as uncharacterized. The record is from RefSeq and is a predicted model, not a curated record. The coding region runs from base 602 to 1099 and encodes 165 amino acids. NCBI's taxonomy places the organism in Eukaryota, Metazoa, Arthropoda, Insecta, Diptera, Culicidae. The transcript is spliced from 3 exons. Gene Ontology annotation, biological process: sleep; positive regulation of voltage-gated potassium channel activity; regulation of synaptic transmission, cholinergic.
UCAGCCUGAAGAAAGUCGACAAAGAAAUUGAGUUCACGGAGGAAAGUUUUCUCUAUUUGUUGGUUGAAGGCCCAACAAACGAACGGGAUGACGGAUCAAGAGAAAGCAACUGUUUUGGGUGUAGUGUAAUAAAAGUCGUUAAUCAACCAAACGACGACAAAAGCAAAGGCAAAAGUCACGCCAAAGUGCCUCGUUUUAUACAUAGUAUAUGUGCGGUUGAAUGUCGAUAGACAAAAUUUCAAACCUCGCGAUUUCAUCAUUUUGAAUUUCACUCACAGUUUACGUCACAGCGUCCGGUGUCUGAAUCGAAUUAUGAAUAAAACAUCGAAUUGCUAAAUCGUUUGUGGAAACCGUGUGCGAUCGAAGACGAAAAGCUGUUAAUUAAAAAUUGUCUCGUCUGUUUUCAAAAAGAAGCGCGUGUUCUUGAGGAUCUCCAGCGGGAGAAUCUUUUCAACGAAGAAGCAUCCAACACUUGUUGGUAACUAACGGGAACGAAACCGGGAAACUUAGCUUGCAGUGGCAGAUCUGCCGUUUCGUGGCUGAGUGCAACGUGCUGAUUUGUUUCGCGCGAUUCUGUGGCUCUCUAUCCGAGAUAUUUGCAAUGGAAAAGCAACUUGCUGUACUAACCACAGCGCUUCUACUGCUUAUUAUAGAGAUCAACACUGCCCUUGCGAUAAAAUGCUUCCGCUGUACAGUCGCACCACCGAAUCGAUACUCCAACAACACGAAACCUCAGUUGUGUUCUAGAUUCGACCACUCCAAUUACUACACAGUUGACUGUCCUUGGUCAACGAUGUGCGUAAAGAGGGUCUUCAAGCUCCAGCUGCUCAAAGCAGAACAGGAAACUGUAAGCCGUGAUUGUGCUCAACAGAAAAAUACCGAGCAGAUCUAUAGAAACGGCAACUGGACCAAGGAACAUCACAUAGAGGAACCCUACCAGGAAGGCUGCCAAACGAUAGACGAUUCCACGUACUGCUUUUGUCGGGGGUCCUUGUGUAAUUCGGCUACCAAGGUCGAAAAGAAUAGCUAUCAUACAGAUGCUAUGGCUGUUAUUUUCGUAUUUAACGUCAUGAAAUACAUACGUAAUAUAGACUACUGAUAAAAUAGAAGCCUUAAAGGCAGAAAAAUCGACUAGUUUAUAACGCUUAGUGUAGU